GGAGGCGCGCACCAUGAACUCGUGGGACGCGGGCCUGGCGGGGCUGCUGGUGGGCACGAUCGGCGUGUCGCUGCUGUCCAACGGGCUGGUGCUGCUCUGCCUCCUGCACAGCGCUGACAUCCGCCGCCAGGCGCCCGCGCUCUUCACCCUCAACCUCACGUGUGGCAACCUGCUGUGCACCGUGGUCAACAUGCCCCUCACGCUGGCUGGCGUCGUGGCACAGCGGCAACCGGCCGGGGAUCGCCUGUGCCGACUGGCCGCCUUCCUCGACACCUUCUUGGCUGCCAACUCAAUGCUCAGCAUGGCUGCACUCAGCAUCGACCGCUGGGUGGCUGUGGUCUUCCCGCUAAGCUACCGUGCCAAGAUGCGCCUCCGCGAUGCCGCGUUCAUGGUGGCCUACACGUGGCUGCACGCGCUCACCUUCCCGGCCACUGCGCUCGCCCUGUCCUGGCUCGGCUUCCACCAGCUGUAUGCCUCGUGUACCUUGUGCAGCCGGCGGCCCGAGGAGCGCCUGCGCUUUGCUGUCUUCACCAGCGCCUUCCAUGCGCUCAGCUUCCUGCUCUCCUUCAUCGUACUCUGCUUCACGUACCUCAAGGUGCUCAAGGUGGCCCGCUUCCAUUGCAAGCGCAUCGACGUGAUCACCAUGCAGACACUCGUGCUUUUAGUGGACAUCCACCCCAGUGUGAGGGAACGAUGUCUGGAGGAACAGAAGCGGAGGCGACAGCGUGCCACCAAAAAGAUCAGCACCUUCAUAGGGACCUUCCUCGUGUGCUUUGCUCCCUACGUGAUUACCAGGCUGGUGGAGCUCUUCUCCACAGCACCCAUCGGCUCCCACUGGGGCGUGCUGUCCAAGUGCUUGGCCUACAGCAAGGCCGCAUCUGACCCCUUCGUGUACUCCUUGCUGCGACACCAAUACCGUCGGAGCUGCAAGGAGCUUCUGAACAGGAUCUUCAACAGACGCUCCAUCCACUCCCGCUCCGUGGGUCUCACAGGUGACUCUCACAGCCAGAACAUUCUGCCGGUGUCGGAAUGAAGGACCGCUCUCCUGCUGGGGCGUUCAGGACGAGAGGACAGAGCAAAGGGAGGUGGGCUGGUCUCCUGGGUGGACAUUAACUGCCGCCAUUGCCUGGUGAUUGCAGUGAUGUUGAUGUCUGAACAAGUUCCGGGGCCCGCUUCUUGGCUUUUCCAGGGAAGAUGUCAGACUGUUCCAUCACCAAAGGAUGGCCAUGAGCCAAGUCCUGGUCUUUCUUUCUGGGAGUGUAUUUUGAACAUUUAGACUCACCAAAGGCCUCCCAAAGGAUGGUAGGCUAGUCACUGUCAAGGACACAGAGUGUUGGUGGCGGGUGUAGGGUAUGGCACACUUCUGUUUGCUAGCUACUGGUCAUGGGGCUCCAUGCUCCAAGGGACAUUUCAGUAAGGCUGGCUGUGACCCUCUGGCCCAUAUCUAAUCUGGCAUCUUUUUUCCAUUUGGUAGUGGUGGCUGCUGUAGCCCAAAUAUUAUCCAGCUGGUGCCAACUACAGUUGGCUCAGCUGACACCCUUGGGCUCUGCGCUCAAUGGAAAAGUGUUUAACAACCAGUUUGCUGCCCGCCAGUUGUAGAAGGAAUGGGAAUUUGGAUUCAACUUCUGCCCCUCUUCCAUCAAACAAGCUAAUGUUUGCGUGUAUUGACAAUCUUAGCAUGAAAGUGGUCUCAAUAGACAGGUAAUAGAUAACGCUAGAGUCUCUGAAAUCUGAGAAGGAAGUCACUUUCUUCUGAUUUGCAUGCCAUAGUUUUGAGAGCCCGGUAAAGCAGGAAGAAGGUGUCUGGUCUAUCCUACCACCCCACCUGGGGUCUAAGCUGGUAGGAAGGACUCUCUCUAGUCUUAGACAUCUUGCCCAUCAUCUCCUGUGAGGUGGAUGCCCAGGAGCUGACCUGAACAGGGACGCAGUCUUUGUUUUCAGAUCCUGGGUUCCACUUUCCUGGUGGCUCAUUACCCUCACUCUGCAAUUCUGUCCUGGGAAAGCAGGGACGGUCCAAGGUCACCACAAAAGUGCUUUGUGGCGCUGACAAGAGAGUGCAAUUAGUAUAGAAUGUUCUUCCAAUAAUAUACAAGCCGAUCUGUUGGGAACCAUUGUCUUGGUCUCAUUAAAAUCUAAGAUAAGGACUGGAAAAAUAGCUUAGCCAGUAAUGUGCUUACUAUACAAACAUAAAGCCCCGAGUCUGACCCAAGAGUCCACACUGAAGGCAAACUGGCCAUGGUGGCAUGCACCUGUAAUCCUAGCCCUGGAGAAGGAAAGAGGUCGCUCCCCAGGGCUCACUGGUCAGCCAAUAUUUAGCUGAACUGGUGAGUUACAAACCAGUGAUGGACCUCAAAAAGAAAGAACAAUGUAGACAGCAGCUGAGAAGCAACACCUGAAGUUGACCUCUAACCCCCCACAGAGCAGUGUGGAUGUACACACACACACACACACACACACACACACACACACACAGCCCAUGCCUUCUUCCUGUCUCAUCAUUACAGACUGACUUGAGAAUGCUCAGAGCAGUUGUUGCUCUGCCCUGUAAGAGAUUCCUCUGGGUGGAAAGGGUGGAGAGCCAUCAAGUCAGAAGGAUCUUCCUUUCCUUGUAACUUUACACAACCUAGCCUCACAAGUACAAAGGGAACUCUCCACCAGGAACCAACCCGGAGAACGUUGGUUUUCCCUGCCAGGCAGCCCCGGGAGUUAAAAGUAGAGAAAUGUCUACUUGUCUAUUUGAAAAGAUAGCCUAUCAUUAACUCUUGACAAUUCAUUUAGAAAACAACUCCACCAGGCCCAGUGUUGUCAGGCUUCAGAGUUUCCAUGGAGACAGUUGUAACAUCUAAAGAGGCUUUAUUAUCGUCCCAUUGCUGGGAGGGGCAUACUAGCACCUAUCUUGUUGGGGAAAAAGAACCUGGGCUCCAGCAGGGACUCCUCAGGACACUUGCUUGGACUUUGUACCAACCUUAUGGGGGAGUUAGUGAGGUCCAUCCCUCCAUCCUGUGACAAGAGAUGUCACCCAGGUAGCUUGAAUUUAGCCACGGUGAAAAUUUUAAUACACUCAGAAUAACUAAGUGUUGUAAAUCGGCCCUUUCCCGCAGAGCUGGUUGUCACCCAUCUACCAGAACAACACUCCCACAUACUUGUUUCUGGGACAAAACUGUCCUGCUUCAGAGUCCAUUUUGUCCCAUCUCACACAAAUCACCGCAAUCACUUCUAUAGCUCUGCUAGGAAGAGCAGCUGUAUCUACCCUCUGUUGUCCCAACACUCAAAGUGCUAGGGAAGUUCAAAAUCAAGCAGGGAGCCAAGACGGCAUGCACCAAAUAAUCUCCCCCUUCACACAAAUACUGUUAAAGUUGGGCAAAAUAGGAGUGGUGACCCAGAGGGAAUGGUCAGCAGACAGGCAGAGGUAAGGAGGGACAUCCUCCUCUCCCAUGUUGGCUUGGAGGGAGAGGAACCCUAUCAGUCCUUUCUCUGCCUGCUCUGUGUUGGCAACAUAUCGCACCCUGAGUUGCACCCAGAUCUCGCUGUCCCUUCCGUAACUAAGAAGCAGGAGCUGCCACCCACGACGCCACUUAUCUGGAAGGAUGUAUGCUGUAAUUUUCACUAUGCCUCUAAAACUGCUUACCAUCUAAUAAAAUCCGCUACGUUGGCAUCAUGCCACCGACAGGAACCCCAGAUAAGCUCAUUGAUGGAGAGUUUUCAUUAUCACUUAGGCACGGGCUUGAAAACCCAAGGGAAUUGAGAAGGAAGCAGCUCCAUUGGCAGUGAGCACCAGCCAAUGCCCCGGCGAUUGCCUCCCCAUACAAGUUUAUAGCCAGUCUGCACAUCUCUAAAACACGCCCCCUGAGGUCACUGCUUCCACCUGCGUGAUCUACCUCAUUCUGGCAAUUUAAUUAAUCAAACAACAUGUGAUUUUCUCAGGUGUGAGGUAUAUGAAACAGGACUCCGUCCCCCCAAGGUGAAAGGUCUCACUGACUUGCUUGACUCCCGCUGGUUUUUGGAGUCACCUUCACAGCACUUGGACUUGAGGGCCACUGGGCAGGUGAAACCAUUUUGUGAAGCUCGGGAGUAGUGCUGACAGAGGAGAAGCCUCUUCCAGAUCCCAAAUCCACUCAGAGGGCUCAGUUCCGGCCUCACACACACGGCUUGCCUUUUAUCAUCUCUCUGCCCCGAUCUGCCUUUUUCUUGCAUCCCCUUCUAGGAGGUCAGGAUCUCAGAAGCCUGGGGCCCUUGGGCAUAGAGGAUGCUUGCUGAAUGGCACACUACUGGUGUCUGGCUAGCUCCCCUCCCAUAGACAGUUGUCUGCAUUCAGCUGGGAGACAAACAGGGCUUGGUGACCUCCUUGGCUUGUUUCCUACUGUGUUUUCUUCCAGGGCUCAGCUCAGGCUCCUGUCACUCUGAGCAAUAAAACUCUUGCCUUGCAUUUGUGAGAUACGUCUUGUUUUGUUUUUUCAUGUGUCUCUCUCCUCGAGAGAAGGUAGACAGAAUAGGGCCAAGCUCGUGUGUUCAUUGUCACUCUUGCCCAGGCUUAGAGGCAGGUAGUCAUCAGCGCUUGGCUGUGAUGUGGCUGUUGGAUGGACCCAAAGACGGUGUGUUGUCAGGAUUUGACCUUAACACAGGGUUAAGUCAGUUGCCCAAUUUCCCUGAGGAUAUUCUUUAAAGUGCCAGAAAAAACUCUUGGAUCAGCUCACAUCCUCCAGCCCAUGAACGACAUGGGGAAAGAGCUGGAGACUGUGAGGUUCCCAUUACCUUCCUGAGAAUCUGAGGGUCUGAAUGGCUAUUAAACUCCCCCAUCCCCACUGUCACCAAGGGACGUGCUUCAGUACUUCCUGGGUUCCCCCUUCAGAUGUGAAUUCAGGCCAGAUGGCAGGACUUGGGAUUUUGUGAUCUAUGUAUUGGUAUGCAGAUUCUGUGAUCUAUGUAUUGGUGUCCAGGCAGCUGACUCAGAUGAUAGCUCACCUUCAGAGACACUACAUACAGGGUUAGUGUUUUAGGUGCUGAGGACUCCUUGUCAACCUGCAUUUUCAAGAAACUUCAAAACUUUGGACGACUAUCUCCAUGAGCAUCAGUAGUGUGCAACAUCCCCCUCCCCGACCCCAUGAGUCCAAGUGAGGCUUCUCAGUCCCUGGACCCUUAGGAUUUGCAUGGGGAUGAUGUGCAGAACCUUUGGUGAGGAGAGGAUUUGAAGCUCCACUUUGUUCCUGCAGGCUCAGCAGAUGAAUCUGUGUGGAGCGGGAUCCUGCCUUGUAAGUUUCCCCGCCCUCCCUGGCUGCUGCCACUUCCACUAGGGCUUUUCCUGCCUUCCUUCAGGCGCUGUGUUGUGUGGUCAAAGGCCUCUUCAGCUCCUUCCCCACACACAGAGGGAAGUGCAGGAGCUGGACACUUUGGGCAGUCAGCUUCCCAGGAGGGAGGAGCCAUGGGUCCUAAGGAAUGGAACUGCCCAACUUCAGUGAUCUUGAAUUUAGAGAGGGCACAGCUGAAACUGAGUGUGGUUUCUGUCAGCCUGACUCAGACAUCAGAAGUCAAGGCCUGCUCAGUGACGGAGGGCCAGGGAAUGGGCUGCUGCAAUGACGUGCGGAGUGGUGGGUGGCAGAACUGGAGCUGAGCAAGAGUGACAGGCAGUUAUGAGUUAUGUGGGAGUGCUCACCUGUCACCCCACAUUUCUGUAAGCCAGAGCCUCCUGUGCCAGGUCUCUGGAGAAUACGAGUAUCUACGUGGGCCUAGGUGAAGGGUGUUGCUCAGCCCUGUUAGCCAGAGGCCCUGGAAGACUUUGCAGAGGCAGUGAGCUUUGGGCCAGAACUGCUGCGACAAAGGGUGAGACAUAGGAGAUGUGGACAAGCCUGGGGAAGGUCCAGUAGGGUGGGGCUUAGUGUGCAUUUAGAAACACUGGGCGGGGGGUCUCAGAAGUGGGCAGUAACUCCUAAGACACAGGGAACGCCAUCUGUGGCCAACAGGAUGCAUGUUCUUAAAGUCAGAACAGCAUAGAAAAAGGGAGAAACGUGGACAGAUAUUUAGCUAUCCCAAAAGAGAAGAAUGAAAAAGCAGGAAGAAAAAAAAGAAGAAAGGGAAGGAAGGAUAGAGAGGGAAAAGGUGAAAGGAACUGCAUUCAUUUUGAGGGGAGUGACACGUAUUCAUUUUAAUUGAAUAUUUUAUUUACUUCUUUACUCACCAUCUAGUCUGUCCCUCCACUUCUUUCCACCCCCUCCCUCCCAACUUCAUGCACUCUUUUUUUUUUCUUUCAACCACUGAGUUCUAAUGGUGUCUCUGGUAUGUGUGGGUGUGUAGGUCUGUCUAUCAGAGCAGGGCAAUCCACUCAGAGACAGACCUCAGAAGAAAACUGAUACUCCCAAAGCAGCCAUCACUGCCAAUAGCUUCUCAGUCCAAGAAUGGGGCUUUGUAAUCCCCUCCCCGAUCCAUGUUGGGAUUUUGACUGGCUUUCUCUUAUGCAGGAGAACGCAGCCCCAGCUGCCAUGACUUCGUGUGUAUGAUGGGUUCCUGUCAUGACCCGAAGACAUCUUUUUGCUGCAGUCCUCCCUACCUCUGGCUCUGCCCAUUUUCCCAUUUCAUCAUUCGUCAAUGAUGGCCCCUGAGCCUUGGUGGAGGAGGCAUCAUGUAGAUGUCUCACAUAUAGAGAGAACUCAAGGUUGAGUACUCUUGGAGUUUCUUACAUUCUGCAGUUUGACCCGCUGUGGGUCUCUGUAUUAAACUCCAUUUACUGCAGAAACAAACCUCGCUGAGGGUUGAAAACAGCUCAAUCAGAAGGUGCAGAGAAUUGAGAUCCUGGAGGUCAAUUUUAAUUACACACACACACACACGCACACACACACACACACACACACACACACACAUAUAUAUAUAUAUCUUUGAGAAUUUUAUAUAAUGUGUUUUGAUCCUAGUUACCCCCCAGUUCCUCCCCUUAACAUCUCCCAGUUCUGCCCCUACCUUCCUACCCCACCCCACAUUUGUGUCUACUUAAAAACAUUUUAAAGCUAUCGGCUCCAAUUUGAGCUGUCCGUAUAUUUCUCGGUGUGGAACAUGGUCAUCAUAUCAGACAACAUGCUUCAAAACUGACUCUCCCUUCUCUGGAAGGCAUAAACUGUCCGUACCUUCUCAGUUAGGGCUGAGGGCUCAUGCGCCACUUCCUGUCCCGGGCUCGAACGCUGGCUGGCUUGAUGUCACACAGACAGCCACAGCUGCUGUGAGAGCGAGCACUGUAGUUCUCUCAUGGCCAGAAGACAUGGUGAUGUCAAUCUGGUUCUCCCCAGCCUCUGAUUCUCAAAUCUUUUAGUUCCCAUGAUGGGCCAUGAGCCUUGGUGUGUGUGUGUGUGUGUGUGUGUGUGUGUGUGUGUGUGUAUGUGUGUGUGUAAUUUAGAUAGCGUGUUUGUGACUAAGCACUCCACACUCAUUUAUUCUCUGCACUUUUCCCACUAACUAUUAUCCACUGCAUAAAGAAACUUCUCUGAUGAGGUCUACAAGCCGCACUCAUCGAUCAAUAGCACAAAUAUAUAAAUUAAGAGGGCAGUUUAAUGCUGUCUCCAUUUAUCAAAAUGAUAAUAUAAAUCUUUAAAAUAACACACACACACACACACACACACACGCACACGGAGCCUGUGAACUCCCCAUCUGUGCAUUCUUGGACAGAUUUGCAGUACCAGGCAUGUGUUUCCUCCUCUAUAGAAGGCCUUAAAUUCAACCAGAAACUGAUUGGUUACCCUAUAGCAUUUGUGACACUGUUGUACAUACCCAAGGGCAAAUCCUGCUAUGUUUGUCUUUAUUAUAGUUAUCAGGGCUCACAGAUGGCUGAGACUGUUGAUGACAUUUUCUCCAGCAACCUACAUAGCACCUUCUAGUAGUAUGAGAGUUAGCCAGCAAGAGAUGAAGCUUCCUGGUCAGUAUUAAUUUGACCAUGUCCUGUGACUAAUGUGAGCAGUAUUUUCAGCAAUAGGGUUCUAUCGUCAAACUCUGGUAGGCAACCAAGCCAACAUUCAUUCCUACUCAACGUUCAUUGCUCUUUUGUUUAUUUGUUCACGUGCUUACUUAUUUAUUUGCUUAUUUUUAAGACAGGUUACCCAGCUGGCCUUGAACUCACCAUAUAGCCCACACUGGUCUCAAACUUGCACCAGAUCUUACAGUGAUCAGCAAUCAUCCUGCCUCAGCCUCCUGGGUGCUGACAUUGCAGGCAUGAGCCACCACACAGCUACGAUUAAGUCCCAAGAGACCAAAUUCAGGUGCCUUCUCCUAGGGCACCUCCUCUGAUGAUAUCCUGAGAGGGAGCAAAGGUGUAUCUUCAUUUUCUCUAGGUGAGCAUUACACAGUUAGCAUCCAUGCCGGGUCUGAGGUAUACUGCUGCCAAUCCUCAGGAACAAAUGAAGAACUGACAUAGCCUAGGGUACCAUAACACAGUCGUGGUGCAAAGGCUGUCUUCACACUUAUUAGACAUUCCACACCCUCACCUUCCUUUGCAGGAAAGACGAAUAGUUCAUUCCUGCAAUGUGUCAUGUAAACACAUACUUCACAUUUAAAAGUCAAAUGUGACUCGAACCAAUAGCAGCAGGGCUCUGUUUUAUCACACACACCCACGUUUAAGGAUUUUUUUUUUUUUUAUAAAGGAAUUGAUAUUUUAGAGUCAAAAGCCUAUUGUACCCCUUGGAUGUAUAUGGUCUUAGGAACACCCAUGUCCCCUCACACAAGCCCAGGAAGUCUGCAUAGUCACCAUCUUACGUAUUCCCUAGUACGGAAGUAGAGAUCUUAUCAUGAUGGUCUCAAAGGGCUUAGAAUUCCUUUUUGGAGACAGGCAGUCCCAGGCUUCAACUACACUCCACAGCACCCAACAAGAACAGGUUUAGGGUAGAAAGAAUCAGAGGCCAUCGCAAUGACAUUCCUGCAAUGUAUCUGAGUGAAUGGAACCAGAUCAUAGUAAUUGCUCUGGCUGGUUAAAAUCCCUAACACCCAAUCCCCAAAUCCCCAGCCUCCCAUUGCCUUCCUUCGGCUCCUCUGUUGCCAAACCUUUACUUGAAUUAUUAAUAGUAACCAACUCGCCCUGCUUGAGGAAGCUUCGAAUGCCAAGUUUCCUUGCAAACUGAAAUGAUUCCAAACCUCAACAAUCCUGGUUUACAAGAAGUGUGUAAAUACAAUCUCUCCUGAAGCAUAGGGGCAUUCAUGGGAUCUGGUGUCCCGCCAAUCCCAUCCGGGUCCCCUGCAGGAAACCCAGUUGCUCUGAUUUGCAAGUAGCAAAUCAAAAAGGUACCUCACCUUGCCCUCCCUGCCACCUGGGGCAGUUUACUCGAUGCUGAAUGAAUCACAUUCUUUGUUUAGGCACCUCUGGGAGGAGUUGAAACCUUGCAUCUAAAUGUGGACUUCUCAUUUGGGGAGGAUGCUCUUGGGUGGCUCUAACUCUCCCUCUGGUGUUGUGUCCUGUGUGGUGGAUGAGAACAGAUGCUAUCAGCCAUGUUCAUCCUUCCUCCCCAAGCAAGCACAGCAGAAUGAUCUUGCCUUGUAUCCCAUAGAAGCAACAUCAUUUCUUGCGGAUGAGAGGCGAGCUGGUGGAAGGCCCCUGCUAGCAGGCCAUUCUGAAGGAUCCUGGGCACCAGGGCACCGACAACCAAUGCUUUGCACCCCUGUGUUUUCAUAUAUCUCCUUUGUUUUUGAUAUCCACAAAGGAGGGUGGGGAGGCUCGUAUCAUUCAUAGCUUGAGGCAUCCAGAAAGUGGCCAGUAGAUGACGCAAGGGUCCUCACGGCCGGGAAACAACAAGUGUGUCCAGCAAGGCUGAGGCUAGACUCCUACAAGGGAAUGCACUUCAUAUCUUAACAUUUCAAGAAAACUUUAAAAUUUAGGAAAAUAAAAGAUAUUUCUGGCGACGUUUGAUUGGGGUCCCCACGGUAUAGCAUUCCUCCCCAGGAGAUUCUUAGGAAGACGAAUGGAAGCUCAUGUGUUUGCAGAGUCAAUGCCCCUCCCACCAGUGUGCAGGCCCGUGAGUGCAUACUACAUAUGGUGGAGGUUCCACACAAACAGCUGAACGCUGAGCGUCAAAUGGAGCAAAAGCUUAGUGUCUUACGUCAUUGUAGUUUUAACGUUGCUUUCUAAUUUAAUGAAUGAAACUGUGACUCCAUUUAUUCUUAAGUGAAGUAUCACUACUCUCUCUCCCAAUGUGGCGACAUUUACCUUCCCUGUGACGCACCUGCCUACAGCUGUAUUCUACUGGAACGAAACUCGAGAGAGAUUUGAAUCCAAGGCCAACGCUGCCUGCUCUGUUUACAAAGGCUUGUGUUUUGUGAAUAUAUAUCAAAUGUUGUAAUAUAUUUUUAUGAUAGAAUUGAUGGUUAAUACAAGGGAAAUAUAUAAAUAUAUAUUGUGAUUCUGUCCAAUAAAGAUACCUGUU
Molecule: messenger RNA, 10382 nt
Organism: Myodes glareolus (Bank vole)
Lineage: Eukaryota; Metazoa; Chordata; Mammalia; Rodentia; Cricetidae
Gene: Gpr26
Product: G protein-coupled receptor 26
Biological process (GO): adenylate cyclase-activating G protein-coupled receptor signaling pathway
Cellular component (GO): membrane
Molecular function (GO): G protein-coupled receptor activity
Source: RefSeq, a predicted model, not a curated record